UAUUAUAAAACUAAAACGUAGCGAAACGAAGUAUCUCUCCUCGCGAUGUUGUGGGGGAAGCUCGCGAAGUCGAACGGUCGCCAGCUGUUCAGUCGGUUGUUAGGUUAGGACGAGUCCGGAGUUAGCUCGAAACGAUUAUAGGCCAGAUACGCGUAGGGGGGAUCAGUGUAGGAGCAGUGGCAAUGCGGAGGUUUGAUUUCUCGGGUAAAUUGUCAAACGAUGUGAACGGAUCGUGCGAACUAUUGACAGCGCGUCGCGGGAAAUCUAUGCGAAAUAUGUGAUUGUCGGAGAUCUCGCCGAGCAGCCGCUGGCCAAACGGCUGUGAUUGUAAGAUACGACAGACGAGUUGCGAGGGAAGGAAGCGAAAUUCCGUCCGUGGCACGGCAAAGCGUAUACUUCGAAACGGCCAACAGUCGCUUGGAAGCUUUCGAUAAAUAUUAAUCCCGCGUCGCGAACGAGUCCGUGCGAAUAGUGCGAAAAUCGCGGGCGAGUGCGCGAGAAACGCUUUAUCGCCAACCAAAAAGCUCGCGUUCGUGGAAUUCUGUGACGUCACGCGUCGACUGUGAUUGCCGUGGCGCGACCAAGUCAAGGCCGUGCGAAUCCACUUUGUCAAUGGACUUAGUGAACAUGUAACGACGGUAGUGUUACUGAUUUAUAACGGCACGACUACACCCGUUUGUCAUGAGGACGAGUCCGUCACAGAGAGAAAGAAAAACAUUUGGCGACGCGACACAAUGGAUGCAUGUCACUAUCUCAAUUUCCUUAAGCUUGCAUUUGUCGGCGAUGUAGUUAGUCUGUAAAUCGCUUCCUUCUGUGGAUCUCAUAACUUGCCAAAAACCCAAUGACGUAUUGAUUUGGCGCCGUACACCAAAACGAUAAUAUAGAGAGCAUUACGAAAUUAACUAUAUCAUGUGAUUGGAUGAUCUCCGAGAGAUGCUUCUGACAUAUUCUAAGAUGUGUAUAUCGAGAGAUCGCUGUUAGAUAGAUUUUAGAAGGAUGCAGCGGCAAGACGUGUUAGCUUGAGCUUUGCACUGCCAUAAUAAAGUUCAAACACUGAUAAUCGAUUGCCAGGAAAAUGAAAAUCAUGUCAUGCUCUCACAGAUGCAAUUAAAAAUAAAGAGGCACAUGACAACAGAGUGAAUCUUAUAAUUAAUUUAUAUUUCUUAUUAAAAUUCACAUAAGACAGUGUAUGUGUGAGUGUAUGCGUGUAUGUAUAUGGAUAAUGUCCAUAGAAAUUAUAACAACUAUAUAUAUAGAUGUGAAAACCAAUGAUUUGGUGAAAUUGUCAUAAAUCAUUGAUAUGAAAUCAGUGUUUUGUAUAAAUAGACAUAUAUUAUUGGUUUUAAUCUGCAUGAGAAACGAAUGUACAAUGUAGAGAGAUAUGCAGUUUUGUUGCAACAGCUUCAUUUAUAAUGCAAGUGCAAUAUCAGCAAACCAAACAAUAAUCAUAUAGCAACAGAAUGAUAGAAGAAAUCAUUUGCAAAAUAAUUAACAUAAAAUAACAAAGUACACAUACAUGGUGUAUGCAUUUCAAUUACAGUAUAAUCUUCUGUAUUAUUUUGAACAUUGAGAGAGAAAGAGAGAGAGAGCUAUGAAAAAAUAUGCAAACUUGAUGGUCAAGACAAGCAAACUGAGAGUAACAUCGAAGAACAAACCCAAAUUUAGUUUAAAACUGUGGAAAUGGUGUACUAAUAUGGCAUUAAGAGAAGAUUGUCUAUUUUUUUAUCACACACACGUGAACAGAUUAAUGACGAAGGCAUCAAUUAAACUGUGAAUAUGAAAAGAAAUAUACAUAGUAACACUUCUUAGGGGUCAUGCCCCCUGGGGCAAAUGGCGGAACAGAGGGCUUGGGCCCAUCUUGUUCUGAAAUACAUAACAGUCAAGAUCACACUGUAGCUAAACUCACACCUCCUGUUAGAUUUAUUCAACAAUGCUACAAGCAUCUCAAGAGUUCCGGCAUCGGCGAGGCGAGUGUGUACCAUGCAUUGGUUGUAAUAUUUUUGGAAUUCUUUGCAUGGGGACUCCUAACCAUGCCUAUUAUUUCGGUAUUGAACGAAACGUUUCCGGAUCAUACGUUCCUGAUGAAUGGCUUAAUAAUGGGAAUUAAAGGAAUCUUAUCUUUUCUUUCUGCGCCAUUGAUCGGUGCUCUUUCUGAUGUGUGGGGUCGAAAAUUCUUUCUAUUUAUCACAGUGGCCUUUACGUGUGCACCGAUCCCCUUAAUGAGCUUUAACACAUGGUGGUUUUUUGCCAUGAUUUCCAUCAGUGGUGUAUUCGCAUGUACAUUUUCAGUGGUGUUUGCGUACGUCGCGGAUGUAACGGAAGAACAUCAAAGAUCGCCGGCGUAUGGUUUGGUAUCAGCAACUUUUGCUGCAAGCAUGGUGAUAAGCCCAGCUUUGGGUGCUUAUACUAUGACGAAAUACGGACAAAAUCUUACCGUAGCAUUAGCAACUGCUAUUGCAAUCUUGGAUGUGCUUUUCAUACUAGUGGCUGUACCUGAAAGUUUGCCUGAAAAAGCACGUCCACCAGCACCUAUAUCGUGGGAGCAAGCUGAUCCAUUCGCAGCUCUCGGAAAGGUUGGAAAAGAUCAUACUAUAUUAAUGUUAUGUGUCACCGUGUUCCUGAGCUACCUUCCCGAAGCGGGACAAUAUAGUUGUAUAUUUGUUUACUUAAAACUGGCUAUGGGCUUUUCUGUUGUCAUGGUGGCUGUAUUUAUUGCUGUGGUGGGCAUCCUGAGUGUGGGAGCACAAAUUGUGUUAGGGCCCUUGAUGAGAGCACUUGGCAGCAAACAUACCAUAAUGCUUGGUCUGUUAUUUGAGAUGUUACAGCUCAUGUGGUAUGGAUUCGGCUCACAAACAUGGAUGAUGUGGGCUGCUGGAGUACUUGCUUCUGUAUCGAGCAUCACGUACCCUGCAAUAUCUGCAUUCGUGUCCAUGCAUUCUGAUGCCGAUAAGCAGGGAUUAGUACAAGGUAUGGUAACGGGGAUGCGUGGUCUCUGCAAUGGACUUGGCCCUGCCAUGUUUGGUGUCAUAUUCUACCUUUUUCACGUCGAUCUUAACGAUGACACGCCCAAUCUACCCCUGAAACCAUCUUUAGUGGAGGAAAACAACAGGACGGGUACACAUCUUGAUAUAAUGCCUCAGCUUGUACCAGGACCGCCAUUCGUGUUUGGUGCAUUACUCGUGAUCUGUGCGCUAUUGGUAGCCGCGUUUAUUCCCGAAUCAAAUACGAUGUCAACGGGAUCGUUGCAUCAUCCAUCCACUUCCCGGAGGCCCUCCGGUAAAUACGCAUAUCAGAAAUGUUUAUCUUUGGAUGUUCAGUACGAGGCAGACCGAGUGGGAAGUGGAAGAGGAAAGAUCGGUCCGCUAUCACCACUAGUCGACAAUUGUAAUUCCGCCGCGCUAUAGUGUCCGUUUGAAAAGUAAGGCAUGCCAUAGCACACAAUGAAAAACGUUUUAAUCGAGCGAGAAAGUCCUUACUUUCAAUCGGAGCUCAGAAAUCGUCGUUAUGAAGUGCACCUGACUCGAUGGGACUGUAAUAGAGAGUUGUCUAUAUUGUAUUAUACUAUUUGUUUAAGGCAGUAACUAAGCUUGAUUUUAGGACUAUCAAUGAACUUAAUGUUUAGGUUGUGACAAAUUUUCACAAGCAGAGCUUGUGCGACAUGUACGUGGGUUGAUCUCAAAGUCGAGUUAUAAUCGCACGGCAAUGCGGUUAUGUUAAAAAAGGCGAAAUAUUAAAAAUUUAGCUCUUCCUUUCCAAGAUUCUUGCGCCGACUACUAAAUCAGACGUAAUGACAGCUUUACGCGAAGUAUCAGUGACUCCUAGUUUUUAUGCAACUCGCCAACGGCACAAAACAGCACACUAGCGAAAGUUGCAAUCAGUAUUUAUACUAGAUUUAUGAUCAGUAUUUAUACUAGAUUUAUGAUUUUAAACGAUAUUCGUUGCUUUGACACUGUUUUUCUCUUUUAUUCUUAACUUACGUUAUCACUCUUUGCAUCAAAUGCAAAUGUAAAUUGCAAUAUAUUUUUUGUGCACUUCCGCAUACAUUCAUACACUAGAAAUAGCUUUUACACAUUCCUUGUGAGCAUAAUUUGUGCACACAGAAGAGCAUUAAAAUAACCUGAAGAAAUGAAAAUUUUUUGCGAAUCGUACUUUUCGUUUUCUUUUUUUUAUAGAUACGAUAUAUUAAUUACUUAAUAUUCUCGUACAUCAUCCGAUAUAAUUUAGUGAAUAUUUAUAGAUCAUAUGAGCCGUCUCCUUUUGCACAAACUAUUUAUUUUAUUAGGUAGAAACUAUAAAAUAUAACGAGAAAGGCCUCAACACGCUAGAAACAGGUUAUAUGAAGUGAUAGUUUGUCAUUCAAAGGCAAUGGUAGACGUCAAUAUCAAUAACAAAAGUGUGUGAGUAACAAAAAUGUAUUAUUAAUCAUUAAUUGAAAAUCGGUAGUACUUUUACAAUGUUAAAUUGUGCGUGUUAUAAUCGGAGUCAUUGAUGUUAAACAAAAAAAAAGAAUCUAUGAUAGAGUAGGGCCUGUAUGUAUUUUUUGUUUUAUAUACAUUAAAACUUAUAGGAUGAAUUUACUUUGUCACAGUGGAAUUGUUUUUAAUAGUUUAAAUUAUUCCGAUGUACCAUUGAUCGUUUACGAAAUUUAUAAUAUCAUUUCAACCUGUAAUAUUAUUUAGCCACAGUAUAUUUAUGUGAGAAAUUAAAUUGUUUGAAAAUACUUCUAGGAAACAAUAGUAAUAUUAGUUAUUCUACUUAAUUGAUUUUGAAUGUGCAUUAAGCUAUUAUGAUCUUAAAAUUAGCCUCCAAGCCAAAGAAUGAUUAAUGAUCGAAAAAUUAAUUGAAAGAUAAUAAAUCCAGAGAUCCACAGAUACUCGCGUUUAUAAUGUGCAAUACCUUUACCGUGUACGAUCGCUGUUUGACAAUUUUUAUGUUUCAUAAAUUUUGAUAUUUGUACACUUUUUCGUGGUUAUUUCCCAAAAGAGUCCAGUGAUAAAAUAGUUAUUUGAUGGAUAUUUAAUGGAUGAUAUUACACGAUCUUUGUGAAUAAAAAUAAGCAUGUAUUUUAUACAUGUUUAAUCUAAGUCCUUAUUUAUAUACAUCCAUUAGAAGCGAAAGAAGAAAUUACUAUAAUUGAAGGUUUCAGUCGAUAUGGUGAAAAAAAUCCAUAGCUUAUGACUUUUGUCGCGAAUGUAUCAAAAUUAUAUACGUUUUUUAGAUUUUAGCUGUCAGUAAAGUAUUACAGGACGAAGAGUAGAAACCUUGAGCAAGUGUAAACAGUGCAACUGCAGUUCUAUAGUUUCAGUUCGUAUUUCCUUAGAAUUACUUACAAACUUGCUCUGAUAUCCUGGAGUAAAUAUACACAAAUGUAUUAUAAAUACAAAGCAAGAGCAGGAAAAUUAUAGCAUUAAGGAUGAAUAAAACAUAGAGAUAAGUCUUGACUCUUAUGGGUUAAGUAAUUGUAUAAUGUAUAAUGUAUGAUGAAUGCAUUAAUAAAAAGUAAUUAUUUUUAAGAUAA
Odontomachus brunneus is the source of this 5518-nucleotide messenger RNA. Its product is annotated as hippocampus abundant transcript 1 protein. Gene Ontology annotation, molecular function: transmembrane transporter activity. The record is from RefSeq and is a predicted model, not a curated record. Lineage: Eukaryota; Metazoa; Arthropoda; Insecta; Hymenoptera; Formicidae. Gene Ontology annotation, cellular component: membrane. The coding region runs from base 1815 to 3404 and encodes 529 amino acids. Gene Ontology annotation, biological process: transmembrane transport. The transcript is spliced from 7 exons.